CGAGGGGAAGAGUAUUGAGGCGGACCGGAAGUGUGCGGAGUCACAUUGAAGCGGUGCAUUCAGUUCUCCGUUUAAGGAGAACUCACAUGAUACACAUGAGAGUGCACCAGCAAUAGGACCUAGUCAUGUUUGUCUCAAGGUUAAUCCCACGACUGAAUGUGUUCUUCAGAUUGUCUGGUUCACAUCAGUACCAGUGCAAGUAUGUACACAAUGCAGUGCAACACUGCCGUUAUGCCAACUUUAUUACAAAACAUACACAAAGAUACUCCACAUCAGCCACUGACAACAAGCAGCCCCCGAAACUAUGGACAGUGCUCGAGCCGGAGUUAGAGGAGUUCCUCAUUCCCCGAAAACUCUCUGUUACGCCUUUAGAGAGCUGGCUUUCUCUGCGGUAUUCGCUACCUCCGCUUCUCGAGGCUCCUGUCCCUUUGGAGGAAGGCGAGCUGAUAGAGGAGGCUGUGGUGUUGCCUCCCUCGGCUGUGCCUGUACUGGAGGAUGGCGAGAGCUCCACACCGCUGAGCUGUAAAAACGUGCUGGAGAUCCGGCGAAGGAAGAUGAACAGACACAAAUACAAGAAGCUGCUGAAACGAACCAAGUUCCUGAGGAGGCGGAUCAAGGAGCGCAGACAGAAAAGAAAGCAGUCUAGAUUUGAGAAGGAUCUUGAGCGAAUCUGGAGGCGAGCGGGACUGAAAAAAGCCCCUGAGGGAUGGGCCACACCUAAAAUCUACGUCAGACAUCAAGUAAAGCGCCGCUGAUUGUCUGCCGAAUGAAACUCUACUGUGUAAAAUAAUAUAUUUGUUUAGGAUUGGUGUUGCUUUUUAGAUCAUUAACUUGCCAUUGCUACAUCUCGGUGGAAACCUGUGACUAUCCUUCUCAUAUAUAAUACUGUAACAGAAAUAAACAACUUUUACCACCUCAA
Messenger RNA from Ictalurus furcatus (blue catfish), 919 nucleotides. RefSeq names its product aurora kinase A interacting protein 1 (gene aurkaip1). NCBI's taxonomy places the organism in Eukaryota, Metazoa, Chordata, Actinopteri, Siluriformes, Ictaluridae. Bases 126 to 755 code for a protein of 209 amino acids. The record is from RefSeq and is a predicted model, not a curated record. Gene Ontology annotation, biological process: mRNA processing. The transcript is spliced from 4 exons. Gene Ontology annotation, cellular component: mitochondrion.